This is a messenger RNA of Pogona vitticeps (central bearded dragon), 4246 nucleotides long. The record is from RefSeq and is a predicted model, not a curated record. NCBI's taxonomy places the organism in Eukaryota, Metazoa, Chordata, Lepidosauria, Squamata, Agamidae.
UCAAGUUAUCUCGUGAAAGGCAGCCGGCUUCCAACUUGGCUGGAGUGUACAACCUUAAUAAAACACGCCGAGGUCUCCGAGAAAAUAGCAGUUCAGCCGCAGCGAGGGGAGAAGAAAGGAGUCGAAGGCUAUGCCUGGGCAGCUGACUGAAAGAGGCUACAUGCUGAAGCGUAACAGAGAGGAAGCGAUAAAUCUCGGCUACUAUGCAAUAAAUUGCUCCAACUUCAGCUAAAGAAGCCUGCAAGUCUUGUGAAAUUGCAUAUCUGUCUAUCUAUCUAUCUUAAGUUCCCAUUAUUAUCUGAAACUUUUUUACUUUGCUCAGUCCCCAAAGAGAUCUUUAAAGACACAACCAAAGCAAAAAAUAAGAAGGGAAGGAGGGAGGCAAAAGGGUCUCUGAGAGUGAAAAGAGGACUAGUAACAUGACCAUUUUCCUUGGCUUCGCUUUCCUGGCUGUCCUUUUGACUCACACAGUCUGCAACAGUCAGCGCCGGGGUCCAGAGUCCGGGGCCAGAAAAUAUAACCGGAUCCAGCAUGGGCAGUGUACCUACACCUUCAUCCUUCCAGAACAGGAUGGGAACUGUCGCGAAAGCGCCACUGACCAAUACAACACCAACGCUCUCCAAAGAGAUGCCCCCCACAUGGAGACAGAUUUCUCUUCCCAGAAGCUACAACGCCUGGAGCAUGUCAUGGAAAAUUACACUCAGUGGCUGCAAAAACUUGAAAAUUACAUAGUUGAAAACAUGAAAUCAGAGAUGGCUCAGCUGCAGCAGAAUGCAGUCCAGAACCAUACAGCUACCAUGCUGGAGAUAGGAACCAGCCUUCUAAGUCAGACUGCAGAACAGACAAGAAAGCUCACAGAUGUUGAAACACAGGUGCUAAACCAGACAUCCCGGCUAGAAAUUCAGCUACUGGAAAAUUCAUUGUCUACCUAUAAGCUGGAGAAACAACUGCUGCAGCAGACACAUGAGAUCUUGAAGAUCCAUGAGAAAAACAGUUUGCUGGAACACAAAAUCCUUGACAUGGAGGAGAGACAUAAAGGGGAGCUGGAUACUUUGAAGGAGGAAAAAGAGAAUCUGCAAGGUUUGGUUUCACGGCAAAGCUACAUCAUCCAAGAACUAGAGAGGCAGCUGAGCAGAGCUACCACCAAUAACAGCAUCCUACAGAAACAGCAGCUGGAGCUAAUGGACACUGUUCACAGCUUAGUGAGCAUUUGCUCUAAAGAAGGAGUUGUUCUAAAGAAUCCCAAAAGAGAAGAAGACAAGCCAUUCAGAGACUGUGCUGAUGUAUACCAAGCUGGUUUUAACAAAAGUGGUGUCUACACUAUUUAUGUUAAUAACAUAUCAGAACCUAAGAAGGUCUUUUGCAAUAUGGAAACUACAGGAGGUGGUUGGACAGUUAUACAGCACCGAGAAGAUGGGAGCCUAGAUUUCCAAAAAAACUGGAAAGAAUACAAAAUGGGUUUCGGUAGUCCCUCCGGUGAACAUUGGCUGGGAAAUGAGUUUAUCUUUGCAAUCACCACGAGUCAAAGGCACUAUUCUCUAAGGAUUGAACUAAUGGACUGGGAAGGAAGUCGGGCUUAUUCACAAUACGAUAGAUUUUACAUAGGAAAUGAGAAGCAGAAUUACAGGCUUUAUCUGAAGGGUCAUUCAGGGACAGCAGGAAAACAGAGCAGCCUGAUACUGCAUGGGGCUGACUUCAGUACCAAAGAUGCUGACAAUGACAACUGUAUGUGCAAGUGUGCCCUUAUGCUAACAGGAGGCUGGUGGUUCGAUGCCUGCGGGCCUUCGAAUCUCAAUGGAAUGUUCUACUCAGCAGGACAACACCAUGGAAAAAUAAAUGGAAUCAAAUGGCAUUACUUCAAAGGCCCCAGUUAUUCAUUACGUUCCACGACUAUGAUGAUACGGCCCUUAGACUUUUAAAUUUGCUGAGAGAAAGGAAGAACAAUGUGCAGUAGAGUUGCCAUCUUCUGAAGGACUUCCUGCAGCAUCUUCAGAAGCAGACAGUGGGGACUUCCUCAAAGCAUCAAAUGGCAUCAGUCUUCCAGUAGUCAGACUUCACCUCAUAGGUUGCAGUCAAUGGACGUGGGUCAACGCUAAACACACCAGGGUACAGAUGACGUUGUGACUGCCUGAAGCAGAAAUGAGACCUUUUCUGACUAUUCUGUGGGCAACAUGUCAGUUUAGUUGCCAUAAAGAAACUUAACAGUUUUUAACAGAAUCCUCCAUUCCCUCUUUUUGUGCUUCCAUUGAAAGACAUUGUACGUCACCAGGUCAUAUCUACAAAGGAAAAGCAGUUUUGCAGAACAAAAGCAUAUCAUAAUCCAUAAAGAAAAGGCUGCUUAUCACAGCACUGAAUCUAUGCAAAAGCACGACCGAUUUUACCUGACACAUGUGCCUUCAAAAUAUAAAGAGGGCCAUUGAAACCAUGGCCUGUUAUCAGCAAAAGUAAUUCAAAUACUUAACCUUUUCUUCAUAAAGGUAUGGUAUGUAGGAGUAAUUUCUCACUGAGCUCAUUUCAAAUGUGAAUCAUGCCCUUAGUAAAGAGGCUUUAAGUCAUGGCAGAGAAUGAUGAGCGAUAUGCAGAGAGUUGUCAUAUGCCUUCUAUAGUUUGGGUGAAUGUCAGUAAUCCAGAAAAUUGGCAUAAUCCUUCAGCUAGAAUUUAUAGCACAAUUUCAGAAGGAACCAGGAGUUUUCUUCCCUGAGUGCUAUAACUUUGAACUCUACCAAACCCAGUGCGUAUGUCACUUAAUUAUUUUCUUUUAAAGAUGAAAUAAAGGUCAUUUUGUAUAUGGAAUUUCCUUUGGAAAAAAAUAGAUACAAAAAUGCAGAUUGCAUGCAAAUAGCAUAACCACAUAUUUUAAUUGGAUGGGCUUCAUUAAACAGUCUUUUUGGUAUUCCGCAUGUGCACAUGUUAGAGUUAAUGACUUCUAAAUUGCUAAACCUUCUCAAUGCCAUUCAUCCUUAAUCAAAAAUAAGUCAUGCAAGAGGCUAUCAGUUCUUUGUUGUGCUUCAGUUACUGCUGUGAAUAAAUAAAUAAACGCAGGAGAACAAAAGGAGUAAUCACAAUUAUAGAAUGUCAAUACCAUAGGCAGAAAACCAGCCAAAUGUAAUCACAUUAAUUUAAGUGGGAAAAUUAAACACAUACUUAACUCCUUCCUAUUUGAAAUGAGUGGGAAUUCGAUGUACUUACUUGAGUCAUGUCCAAAAUAUGUUACUACAGUAAAAAGAGAAAGCUAGUUAAUUGAUGCAUAUGCCUUUGCCUUCAUUGGUUCUUCACAGUGGGUAACUGUUCUCUAGUACUGAAACCUUUCUUUCUUUUCAAAAUGCCUUUAACACAUUCUGGUCUUCAAUAUCAUACACUUUCUGAUGAAUGCAGUAGACUAGUUCAGCCAGCAUCUUGGCCCAGUUGAUAAGCUUCUAUGCAAGGUUUGGUGUGAGCCUGUUAUGUAUGCAUGCAUGCACUCCAUUGCACACAUGAUGUCCCAGCAACGUAGGCCUAGAUCCUCUUCCGUUGCUGCUGAGUGAAAAGUCCUGGUAGCAUUGUGAUGAAGGUUCAUGCUGUGUGCCCAAGUGUUUCUGUUGUGAAAGCAGUCAUCUCAAUGAAGAAAACUGAUAUCUACUUAUGCAGUGUCAACUUUUGCUCAGGUGGUGAGAUCUUGAGUUCUUAUGAUGGUGGAUCUAUUUCACCCCGUUGAAACUGAACAGAAGGUCAGCCUUUCUAUGACAUCAUUCAUACAAUGGAGUAAGCAUAUAUUUCAGAUGCCCAGGCUCACGUCAAACAAUGAGUAGGAACUUAUGACUUACUUGUAGCCCUAGCAAACCACUCACUCAGACCAUUGGUCCAUGUAGCCCAGUACUGUUUACACUAGGAACUGCCAAUAUGGGUCACAAGCAGUCUUCCACCUACUUUUAUAGCCCUUAUGAGACCCCGAAGGUUUCUGCUGCCACCACUCAGAAAAUAAAAAUAAUGUUCAAAACUAAAGCAAGGAGAUGCAUGCUUUUGAUGUAAAACAAGGCAAGCGACCCUCCCCCCCCAAAAAAACUUUGUUCCUGAAGCAUCUGAAGGUGUCUUCUCAUGACUAUUGGUCUUGAAUUGGUGGACAUCUUUUUCCGGACCCUCCAAAGAGGCUGACCCUCGCCAACACUGCCUGUCAAGAUCUCCUUCUCUCUAGGGAUUUCAAAUACAGUGGUGCCUCACUUAACAACGAUAAUCCGUUCCAGGAAAAUCACUGUUAAGCGAAAACAUC